GGCAGUGAGUUCAGAACUUUGUGGAGAGGGGAAAAACUUUCAUACCGGCAAUUGUAUCAGCAACAAUUUGAAAGGACAACUUUUGGAGAUGCGCAAAUAAGAUAACUUUUACAAGUCAACCUAAAAUUCAGGAGCAAAGAGUAACUGCAGGUGGCUCACAGAAUGUGACAGCUUCAUGCAGAUUCGCACUGCUUUUCAUUUGUAUAGUAGCCAUGGCGAACGGUUCUUACCGGUUGGACCUAAAGCGAGACGAUGCACGGACGCUGAUGCUGAAAAUGGACGCUCGCUUGACGUACGCCGGCCGGGAGCGCAACGCGGCCUACCAACUAGAAGGCGAGCGAGAGUUGAGACACAUCGACUAUGCUCGCCAGCUGAUCAACGCCGACUUCAACCGGGCGAAAAGGGAUAUUGAGAGGCGUCUCGAGUACUUCCAAACACUCCAGGAGCACAACAGGGAGAGACGAAAGAAGAGGGAGAUUGCCUGGUGCGAGGAAGAGGAGAAGGACUGGGAGAGGCAAGCCAGGGCCGCCAGGAGGCGCAGAACACUCCCGAAGAUUAAGAUUCAUAAGAACCACAAAGCUGAGGUUGUGGGAUCCAUCCGACGAGAUCAAAAGAGGGAGUUCGCCAAUAAAAUCUCGCACGAGAUGCAUCUGAACAGGUCUCUGAAUGCGCUGAGUGAUUCCUAUGCCAAACACAAGGCUCUAUCAGAACAAAAUGUAGCAAUUCUGGAAAAAGUUGGAGAAGCAUAUUCACCUGCUGGGCAAAAAAGCGAGAGUGGACAGCAUUUGCCGUCCAUUAAACCCAUGGAGAGCCAAGGGGAGCCUAAGUUGUCCAAAACAAAGUAUGGGAUGCCCACGCAAACUAUCAAUCUGCCAGAGGUGCCGGUAAGCAAAGCUGGACCUCAGAAGAGUUCUCUGAGUCAAAUGAUAUCUUCAGGGGAGGUUUGUAAAUUACCGGGUAUCGUUCUGAACGAAAACCAACCCAUAGGUACAAGCGGUGCUCCCCAGAAGUUGAGCCUUGCACGGACUUUCUACAUGAACACAAGUUCCAACUUACGAGGGGCUAGUACAAACCAAGAUUUACCCGCUGCGUUCACCCGCAGCAGACGUCGGGUGUCUAUAGUGGACCCUUCAGCCGAUGCGUCGAACGGACCCGCCGGUGCCCGCUCUCGCCGCAGGUUUUCACUCGUUGAUCCUUCAAUUCAAUCUAAGAAACGCCUGGCUCCCAAACUGACCCUCGGACCUCACCAACAGGUUCCGCUAAGAUUUUAUGAGAUAGAAGACAACCCGUUCUUGAAAGAGGGCGACAAUCCCGAGAUCACUCGUUCGAAUGACCUAAUUCGCUCGGAUAAAGCCGACGAAAUGUACGUGUGGCUUGGGUUCGAUUCUGAAGAGGAAUAUGAGAAGUUGAAACGAGGUGAACUGGUGUUGGAGUUUGACGACGACGGAUCUGAUACCAGCAGUAACGCAGACCAUCAUCUGACCAGCGAACGUCUCCGAGAACUGCAGGAGAUGGCUGAAGUGAGACCGACCGGCACCCCAGAGGAUUUGCCCAAACGGACCGAGUCAAAACUCAGUGCUCCUAGAAUACUGAUUGCUUCGGCUGGAGGCAUGGAUGGCAUGAAACCACUUGAGAAAUUCGCAUCGGCAGCUAAAAUGGUGAUGGUAGUCCGCCAGUUCCAGACCAGUGCUAUUAAGUGAUUUUCAGACGAUGUCGAUUUGCUACUUCUGUGUGUGUUACUUUUUAAGAAACCGCCGUCGAAUAAUUCUCUGAAUUCGUUUCUUUUAAAACUGCUACCAUUUUAAUGAAACAGUUCAAUUUGACAGUUGUAUUUGUUGAUAUGCCACCCACUCUGCAAAAAGGAGUCUUAAGUCGCCAGAGCCACUUUGGAGUAAAAAGUCCUUUAGACUAAUUUUGCACAAUGUAAAUCAAUGGGAACCCACAGCAUUUUCACCAUGGAGUAACCACUUCCAUAAUCACUUUUACACAUGAAAAGUAACCACUUUCCACAGUAACCACUUUCCACAUGAAAACAAAAAGCCCCAUUUGCUCUUUCGAAUACAAAUGAAAACUCAAAAUGUGCCUCUGGCAACUCAAGAAGACUAUUUUCACAGAGUGGGUCACAUAUGAGCAUUAUAAGGGGAAUCAAAUGAUGUAUAGUUACCCAAACCAAUCAUAGAAAAUGUCUUUAAGAUAUGGGCUUUACACUGGUCAGCAUGAAACAAGGAGAGAAACAGGGAGGGGGGUCGGUUGGUUUGCGACGGGCUGACGUAAUCGUAAAAGAAGAGGUCAAAACGGUUUGCCAACAAAGUAAUUGUUAAUUUUUAUAAUGAAUUUUCUGAAUCAAUAUUUAUAGGAAGAGGUUAGCUAGUGUUUUUUUGCUCGUAGCACUUGACGCUUUGUGUCAACAGAGGAUAAAGAAACUAAUUGAAAAAAUUAUCAGAAACCGUGAGAUUUUUCGGCUUCUUUGCGUCCCCAGUAGAGGCGAAUCUGGGUUUAAGUUUGUGGGACAGCACAAUGAGGGAGUUCAUUUCCGGGGGGGGGAGACAAUUUAUGAGUUUCGACAACAUGCAUAAUAGUGUCAUGAAUGGUACGUAGAAGGCAGGCAGUUCAGAUUUGUUCCUUCUAACUUGGAAAAAGUACUCAGGAUGACAUUUGAUGCAAACUAUGGGACAGAGAGAACCCCCGCCUUUGUGUUGGUCAUUGUUAUUCUGGUAUCUCAGGAAUUCUUUUCAGAUACCUAGGGGGAUGUGUUAAGUGACAAGGUUGGAGUGUGUAUAUGUAUUGGACUUGCAUGGGGGGUACCCCUCUGUCCUAUUUUGUGCCUGGUAUAGGCCUACCAGAUGGGGAACACCGGGCUCUUCAACUUUUGAUGCCGGGAUCAAAACCUAGUACAUUCACUCUCACAUUCUUGGGGUUUGCUUGUCAUUUUCUGUUGCUGACAUUUGGUGAAUAUAAGCACUGACAAUUGGUUUUGUUUUAGUUCCUGCGUGUUUGAGCGCAGACCUCUCAGUAAAUAGAAACAUUUACUUGGGAAAAAAUGGCCACGAAGAUAUGUUUGUCCCAUCCUAAGCACACAAUUUUGACGUUUUGCCAACUUCUUCCGUUUUCCUUACUUUGAGUAUGAUAUCUUGCAGUUGCCAAAUGUUACCAAACUUUUCUCUGAUAUUCGGAAACUGUUGAGUCCCACUAAAAUAUUCGGUUAGUGCGGUUAGUGACGGAAGACGUAAUUACAUGUAGUUAAAACGGAAUAAUUCCACUGAAAGUCAUGUAUUUGUAACUUCGGUUGAAUCUUUACAGCUAAACUAGGUCGUUGCAUUAAUAAACUAAUUUCGAGUACCAUGCUGUAACUUUCAAA
Molecule: messenger RNA, 3358 nt
Organism: Acanthaster planci (crown-of-thorns starfish)
Lineage: Eukaryota; Metazoa; Echinodermata; Asteroidea; Valvatida; Acanthasteridae
Source: RefSeq, a predicted model, not a curated record